UCCCAUUGACUCAUACACAUCAAAGCCUGAGCUGAGGAGACAGCGCUGCAUUUAGGACGGGACGCGGCCGAGAGCGGAGAUCAGAUCACAAAGUUUGGAUGAAGGUUAUCAACAUGUAACUACAUCACCUCUUCCUAUUCAAACUUUGCCAGAUGUGGACUGCGAUUUUAAAGCGAUGAAUAUAAAAAUGGAAAAUGAACUUUUUUAUCAAGUUUUGGAGUAAUAUUGUACAUUUAUGUACAUUUAAACAUAGUCUGGGAUUAAACAGCUCUAAGCCUUUAUAACAUUCCAAACCUUUCCUACAUUCACGUAAUGGACCUCUCCAGUUCGUUGCCUCCACCUUCUCCAUUCACCCUCCCUAUUAUUCCUAAUUCCUCCUUGCCUUCCUCCUCUCCCACCAUCUCUCCCUCUCUCAGCCUCGCAUCCAGAGCCCUGUUCUGUGCUCUCCUCUCCCUCCUCGCCUUGCUUGGCAUCACAGGAAACCUUUACACGCUGGUUCUCCUCCUGAGACGGAGGAGAAGUAGGAGGAGGCGCAGAUCUGGGCUGACCUGCUGCCUGAUGAGAGUCCCUGUCCUCUCCUGCAUGGCCAACUCCUCCUCCCCAUCCUCCUCCCCCAUCUCCUCCUCCCCCUCCACCUCCUGUCUUCACCUCCAGGUGCUGAGCCUGGCCCUUGCUGACCUGCUCUACCUUUUCACCGCUCCCUUCAUCGUGUACGACAGCCUGACGUCCGGUUGGACCUUUGGGGAGCUCGGGUGCCGUCUCCUCCUGAGCUUGGACCUCCUCACCAUGCACGCCUCCAUCUUCACGCUCACCGCCAUGAGCCUGGACCGCUUCAGGGCCGUGGCGCACCCGCUGCACACCUCCUCCUCCAACUCUUCGGGCCUGCUCCGGAUCGGCCUGGCCUGGGGGCUGGCCGUGGCUCUGAGUCUGCCCAUGAUGAUCACCCUGCACCUGGAGGCGUAUGAGGGCCAGGAGGGCCAGCUGUGUGUGCCAGCACUGGACGAGCAGAGCUCCAAGACCUACAUGAGCGUGUUGUUCUGCACCAGCAUCCUCGGCCCUGGGGUGGCCAUCGGAGCGCUAUACGCUACUCUAGGGCGGCUUUACUGGGUGUCUCAGACGCGGCCUGCCUGGGCCAGCGGGGGCAGCACUGCUUGUCCUCCCCGCCCUCCCAAACCCAAAGUCCUGCUCCUCAUCCUGGGUAUCGUCCUUGCCUUUUGGGCCUGUUUUCUGCCUUUCUGGAUCUGGCAGCUGCUGCCUCUGUACCAGCCCGAGAUGGUGCGGACCAUACCCGUGGGGACUCAGGUCACGGUGAACCGCAUCGUCACAGGGCUGACCUAUGGAAACUCUUGCGUGAAUCCCUUCUUCUACACGCUAUUGACAGGAAAACAGAAACGCAGCCGCCAGACGCCGACAUCCGUGAACCAGCUCUGCCGCAAAAGCAGCCCGCUGCAGUAGAAGCGCCUGUACGAGCAAAGACAAUGUGACACCGACGGGGCUGUGUGCACGUAAGACUGUGUGCACGUACGCGUGAAGACGUCUUGCACAUAAAUGCUUCGAGUUCCACAACUAGCACCGAAACCCCACAAUCGUACAAACUAAGAAGAAUAACACUAAGCAAGUAUAGCACUUUGGGUCAAUGCUUUGUAAAAUGGCAAUAUUUACAGAGCUGAUAAACCGUUGAGGUUUUACCAGCAAAAAAAGAAAAAGGCAUUUUGUGUGUCCCCCAUAAUUAUAGUUAUAUCUGCAAAGCUGUUCCCAAAGGUUUAAGUGUGUAAUAUAAAAUAACAAUAAAAUAAUAUGUCUUUAAUUGCUGUAGUAUUAAAGUUUACACAUGGAUAAAUUGGUUUCAAAUGUGUGUUUGACGUUAUAUUAUGGGAAUGAAACAAUGACACUGCUACAUAAGUGGUACCACGAGUAAAUAUUAAUCAUGUGUUUUACUAUCAUUUAAGUCAAAUCAAAAGACUUUUAAGUUAUAUCUUGUAAAGUGAAUGUGUAACAUUAGGAUGCAUGAACAAGUAUUUCCAGUAAAAUCUGAUGCACUUCUGCUUGUUUUUAAAGAACUAACAAAGAAAAUGCUUGUUUUUGAACAACUAUUUGUAGCUGGAAGAUUUUCUUUACAUUGUUUGUUGACAGGUUGAACUAUGUUUGAGUGGAUCUUUUGUUUGCUUCCCCUGAACCCAGACCUGUUCAAAACAAGUUUUUAAAAGCCAUAACCUGCAUGUUGGUUUGAAAAUGUACUUCUUGUUGCCUUGAAUAAAGAGUAUACUUUCUGUAAGUCACUGUGUUACUGGAUCUUGAAGUAGACAAAACACCCUAUCACUAUAACAGAUGUAAAACUGAAAGAGAGCCAGUGUGAAAAGCAGAUGGUGUGCUGUUAAUCUAAAACUGCUUAGUGAAGCAUCUUCUCUGAGUUGCAUUAAUUCUUCUGCAUCUUUCUCAGCAUACGGCCACAUAUAACUAUAAGUCCUCUCUGUUCCUGUGUCUAUGGUUGUUUCUGUGUCUCCCUGUAGCAACGGCCGGACUCUGUCUGACUCACUCAAAGGCUGCACUGUCCUGUAUCACAAACCCUGCCGCUCCUUGGCAGAUGGACAAAUAUUGUUGUUUGACAGAAAAGUGAGGAUGGGGAGGAGAAGAUGAGACAAAAGUGGUAGUAUGGUAUCGCAGGAUAAGGUGCACUGGCCAGCAAUAAUAAAUUAUUACAAAAGGACUGAAACAUUUGCUAAAAUAAAAUAUUUAUAAAAAAAUGUCGGCAAUAUACUGAUUCACAUUUGACAGUUUCCCAGGUUUCUAGGAAAUGAUGACACUAAGCACGGAGAGUUGAGAAUGAAGUGGCACUGAUCUGUUUAGAGCAUCCAGGUCCAUUUAUUACUAUGAUUUGUAAUCAUCAGGAUUUGGAUGACAUUCAAUAACCUCCAUAAACACAUGCUCACGACAACAAUCAGUUAUUUGUGCGGAUUCAUUUUGUGUUAUUUGAAGAAAGCAAAGUCAAAGUAGCUUUUUGUGCACAAGUUAGAGCAUGUAAAC
This is a messenger RNA of Betta splendens (Siamese fighting fish), 3024 nucleotides long. RefSeq names its product urotensin-2 receptor 3 (gene uts2r3). The coding region runs from base 313 to 1455 and encodes 380 amino acids. The transcript is spliced from 2 exons. NCBI's taxonomy places the organism in Eukaryota, Metazoa, Chordata, Actinopteri, Anabantiformes, Osphronemidae. Gene Ontology annotation, cellular component: membrane. The record is from RefSeq and is a predicted model, not a curated record. Gene Ontology annotation, molecular function: urotensin II receptor activity. Gene Ontology annotation, biological process: neuropeptide signaling pathway.